AUGAUCAUCUCAUUGACAUCCCUCCAUCAUACCGUAUUGAAGAUGGUUUUGAAAUCUACCUCCGCUGGAGAUGUUUCCGUCUAUCAAGUCGCGGGUUCCAAUCUGUCUCGUUCUUUGCCAGACUGGAUCGCAAGAAAAAGACGGAAGGAAUUGAAGAAGGAUGCCGAUUACAUGAAUAGAGUGGAGUUGAUUCAAGACUUUGAAUUUAGUGAAGCAUCCAACAAAAUCAGAUGUACUCCAGAUGGUCAAUUUGUAAUGGCUACAGGUACAUACAAGCCACAAAUCCACGUUUACGACUUGUCCAACUUGUCUCUUAAGUUUGACAGACACACUGACAGUGAAAAUGUUGACUUCACAAUCCUCUCCAAUGAUUGGACCAAGUCCGUUCACUUGCAAAAUGACAGAACCAUUGAAUUUCAUACCAAGGGAGGUAUACAUUACAAGACUAGGAUCCCCAAGUUUGGAAGAAGUUUGUCAUAUAACCCCUCAAGCUGUGACUUACUAGUUGGCGCCUCAGGAAAUGAGAUUUACAGACUAAAUCUCGAGCAAGGCCGAUUCCUUAGUCCCCUUGUGUUAGAUACUGAGGAAGGUGUAAAUUGUUUGGAUAUCAAUUCCGUGCAUGGCUUGAUCUCUGCUGGUCUAGAAGAUGGUACCGUCGAGUUUUGGGACCCAAGAAGUAGGCUGAGAGCAGCAAAACUACAUGUAGCAGACACUCUCGGUGAGCAAACACAAAUCACAGCUUCAGUAUUCAGGAAUGAUGGCUUGAACUUUGCAUGCGGUACCUCUUCCGGUAAGACUCUCCUUUAUGACCUCAGAGCACCAACCCCAUCUGUGAUCAAGGACCAAGGUUACGGUUUCGACAUCAAAAAGAUCAUUUGGAUCGAUGAAAACAGUCAAGACUCUAGCAAAAUCAUGACCGCUGACAAGCGAAUUGCAAAGGUAUGGAAUCGUCUAGACGGUAAGCCAUUCACUUCCAUGGAGCCUAAUGUUGAUAUUAACGACGUUGAAUAUGUCAAGGACAGUGGUAUGUUCUUCUUUGCUAAUGAAGGUAUGCCAAUGCACUCAUACUAUAUUCCAAAUUUGGGCCCCGCUCCUAAAUGGUGUUCCUUCUUGGACAAUAUCACUGAGGAGCUCGAGGAGAAACCUUCCGACACUAUUUACUCGAAUUACAGAUUCAUUACUAGAGACGAUGUUGCCAAAUUGAAUCUCUCCCAUUUGAUUGGAUCCAAUGUGUUGCGUUCUUAUAUGCAUGGUUUCUUCAUCAACACCGACUUGUAUGAUAAGGUUAACCUUAUCGCCAACCCUAACUCCUACAGAGACCAAAGAGAAAGAGAAAUCAGAAAGAAGAUUGAGAAGGAGCGUGAGUCUAGAAUCAGAACGACUGGUGCCGCUGCUGCUAAGGCUUCUAAGAUCAAGGUUAACAAGGAAUUGGCUGAUAAGUUGACUCAAGGUAGUGAGGCUGUUGACGAUCGUUUCGCAGAAUUGUUUGAGAAUCCAGAUUUCAUGAUUGACCAGGAAUCGCACGAGUACAAGCAAAUGAACCCUGUGCAAUCCACAAAGGAUAUUACGAAGACCGAGAGAUCUCGUGCUCUAACUGCCGCUGAGGAAUCUGAUGAGGAACGAAUGAAUAAUGCUAGCGGCGACGAAAAGCAAAACUCGGAAUCGGAAUCGGAAUCGGAAAGUGAACCGGAGGAGAUGACAGAGAAACAGAAAGAGAAGGUACAAAAAGAGUUGAAGAAGCUACGCGAGAAGAAGAAGAGGCAAGAAGAGGAGAAGCGCUUCAUGAAUGAGAUGACGGCUGUCACUGAAAAUGAGACAGAAGCCAGAAACAACGAGAGUCUCGGCAAACAAGCCUCCAGAAUCAACAAAAUUGCCAAGCAACAAGCUGCUGACAGACAAAACUCGAGAACGCGUCAUCAUGGUAAGGGAGAAAUGGAGCUCACAUUCAAUCCAAAGAAGCAAGAGAAGAAGGUCAAGUUCCGCUCUGACAAGCGCAAUGACGAUGAGGACGGUGAAGAUCGUGGAGAUGAGGGCAACAAUGGUAGAACAAAGCAGCGCUUUGCUGGCCGUAGAAGUGCCUCUAAAAACAAAUUCAGGGGUAUGUAA
Messenger RNA from Australozyma saopauloensis, 2106 nucleotides. It is a transcript of the gene ENP2, whose product is annotated as ribosome biosynthesis protein. Gene Ontology annotation, cellular component: nucleus; nucleolus; 90S preribosome. Gene Ontology annotation, biological process: maturation of SSU-rRNA from tricistronic rRNA transcript (SSU-rRNA, 5.8S rRNA, LSU-rRNA). The transcript has a single exon. NCBI's taxonomy places the organism in Eukaryota, Fungi, Ascomycota, Pichiomycetes, Serinales, Metschnikowiaceae. Gene Ontology annotation, molecular function: protein binding. Bases 1 to 2106 code for a protein of 701 amino acids. The record is from RefSeq and is a predicted model, not a curated record.